Molecule: messenger RNA, 1185 nt
Organism: Lodderomyces beijingensis
Lineage: Eukaryota; Fungi; Ascomycota; Pichiomycetes; Serinales; Debaryomycetaceae
Source: the annotation of a GenBank genome assembly
AUGACACUGAUUUACAAACAACAGGACUUGACUCCUGCCCAGAUUAAGCUUAUCAAAGACACGGUGCCCAUCUUGGAGUCAGCGGGCGAAACCUUGACUGCCAAGUUCUACCAGCGUAUGAUUGGCGGCUACGAUGAAGUCAAGCCCUUUUUCAACGAAACCGACCAGAAAUUGUUGCGACAACCCAAGAUUUUGGCGUUUUCCUUGUUGCAGUAUGCUAAAAACAUUGAAGACUUGACGCCAUUGUUGGGAUUUGUAGCUCAGAUUGUCUCCAAACACGUUGGAUUGCAAGUUAAAGCCGAGCACUACCCCAUUGUUGGCGGAUGUUUAAUUGAAACCAUGAAGGAGUUGUUGCCCAAGGAAGUGGCCACGCCGGAGUUUAUCGAGGCUUGGAGCACUGCUUACGGCAACUUGGCUGCCAUCUUGAUUGAUUUGGAAGCUAAGGAGUAUGAGAAGGAGCCAUGGAACGGUUUUAAGGACUUCAAAGUCACCAAGAUUGAAGACGAGUGCGAGGAAGUCAAGAGCGUCUAUUUUGCACCCGUUGAUGGCAAGUUGGGCGCUGUGUUGCCGGGACAGUAUGUGUGCAUUCGAUGGUCAUUGCCCGGUGCCAAAUUUGAGAAAUCGCGAGAAUACUCCAUAUCGCAGACUCCGCAAGACAACAGCUAUCGUAUUUCGGUGAGAAAAUUGCCCGAUGGCCAAAUUAGCGGCUACGUCCACCAACAAUUGAAAGUCGGUGAUAUUUUAAAAGUUGCUCCUCCCAAUGGUAACUUCUACUACCAAAAGAGCGAUGCAAAGGAAUUGACGUUGUUGUGUGGUGGUAUCGGUAUUACUCCCUUGAUUUCAAUAAUUGAAACUGCCGUGUCCCAAGUAGACAAGAUUAACUUGUUGUACUCGAACAGGACUAGUGAAUCAAGAGCAUUUGGUCCCUGGUUGGAGCAAGUCAGCAAAGCCAACCCUGGCAAGUUGAACAUUGUCGAAUAUUUCGAUCAGAGUUGUAAAAAGGGUAUUGCUGGCGCACAAGUUGUCAACAGAGCUUUACAGUUGAGCGAUGUGGACAGCGUUGUUGGUUCGGGCCAAGAUGUCUACUUGUUGGGUCCUAGACCUUAUAUGAAGUUUAUCAAGGACCACUUGGACAGCAAGAAUGUUACUGUCAAGUUUGAAUACUUUGGUCCUUGGGAUGUCUAA